Molecule: messenger RNA, 213 nt
Organism: Pochonia chlamydosporia 170
Lineage: Eukaryota; Fungi; Ascomycota; Sordariomycetes; Hypocreales; Clavicipitaceae
Exons: 1
Coding region: 1-213 (70 amino acids)
Source: RefSeq, a predicted model, not a curated record
AUGGCCCCUAGGGUUCACAACUUUUCAAAUUUGCUCGUCUCACCGCUUCCACUAAGUGCAAUAGCUUCCUUCGUGGGUCCCCGCCAGGGUCCAGGUCCAAGUCAGGGUCCAUGUCUUUUUCCUCCCCCUAUUUGGCGCGUUUUGCGGGCCAUUUUUUUUAAUCUUUUGUUCAAGUACUGCGCGUUAGAACAAUUUCUUGAAGAGCGUCGAUGA